Molecule: messenger RNA, 1716 nt
Organism: Nestor notabilis (Kea)
Lineage: Eukaryota; Metazoa; Chordata; Aves; Psittaciformes; Psittacidae
Product: putative Polycomb group protein ASXL1
Exons: 12
Biological process (GO): positive regulation of transcription by RNA polymerase II; animal organ morphogenesis
Cellular component (GO): PR-DUB complex
Molecular function (GO): peroxisome proliferator activated receptor binding; chromatin binding
Source: RefSeq, a predicted model, not a curated record
GUGCUGGAAAACUACUCUGAUGCUCCUAUGACCCCAAAACAGAUUCUACAGGUCAUUGAGGCUGAAGGACUAAAGGAAAUGAGAAGCGGCACCUCUCCCCUGGCCUGCCUCAACGCCAUGCUCCAUUCCAACUCCCGGGGAGGUGAUGGGCUCUUCUACAAGCUGCCUGGACGCAUCAGCCUGUUCACCCUCAAGAAGGAUGCCUUGCAGUGGUCUCGGAAUCUGUCUGUGCCAGAAGGGGAGGAACUGGAGGAUACAGCAGAUGCAGAAAGUUGUGAGUCCAAUGAAGCAAGCACUGUGAGUGGUGACAAUGACGUGUCUCUUGAUGAAACCUCCUCUAAUGCCUCAUGUUCCACUGAAUCUCAGAGCAAGGGACCCGCUACAACCAGGGAGAGCCACCGAACCACAUCCCAGACAACCAAGCAAAAGAAAAAGACUGGUGUAAUGCUGCCACGUGUUGUCUUAACACCACUGAAAGUAAACGGGGCACACAUGGAGUCUGCCUCCGGCUUCACAGGAAGGCACGCUGACGGGGAGAGCAGCAGCACAUCCAGCAGCAGCAGCAGCUCUCUGGCCCUGUGCAAAGCCACCUUGCGCAGUAGAACAGAAAUAAACAGGGACCCUCCGCAGCUUCUGAGGGGCAUCCGAAAGCCCACAGCUGGGCAAAUGAAACGCAACAGGGGAGAGGAUAUUGACUUUGAAACACCUGGCUCCAUUCUUGUCAACACAAACCUGCGAGCUCUGAUAAACUCCAGAACCUUCAAUGCGCUCCCAUCGCACUUCCAGCAGCAGCUUCUCUACCUCCUUCCAGAAGUUGACAGACAGGUUGGGGCUGACGGGCUGAUGCGGCUCAGCGGCAGCGCGCUCAAUAACGAGUUCUUCACCCACGCGGCGCAGAGCUGGAGGGAGCGCCUGGCUGAUGGUGAAUUCACCCAUGAAAUGCAAGUUCGAAUUCGGCAGGAAAUGGAAAAGGAGAAGAGAGUGGAGCAAUGGAAAGAGAAGUUCUUUGAGGACUACUAUGGACAAAAGUUGGGCUUGACGCAGGAAGAAUCCCAGGAGCAGAGUUUGGUGCAGGAAGAUGCUGAGAACAGGACAGGGCUGUCUGCUAAAGGGGAGGCGCGGGUGCCGCGCGGGCCUGCGACGCGGCAGAGGGACGGGCACUUCAGGAAGCGCUCCCGGGCUGACCUGCGGUGCCGAGCCAGGAGGAGCCUCUACAAGCUGCGGGAGCCGGAGCAAGUGGAGGCUUCCAAAGAGACUGCUGCUGUGGGACAGGAACCCUCAGUCCAGAAAGAGACAAAGCCUGAGACAGACCUGAAGAAAGAUGACGAGACGAGCCCUUCGCCUGCAGCGCUGAAGCCAGAGAGCUCAGAACUGCCCCUCUCUCCAGAGACUUCCAAAUUACACAGUAAAUCGGAAGAUCCGUCGUUGGCGGCUGCAAACAGAAUUCCCAGCUUGCCCCAGGAGAACUCUGCUCGGGAGCCCAAGGACCAGAAGAGGAAAUGCUUUGAGGAGGCUGCCUCCGCGUCCUUCCCCGAAAAGAAGCCCCGGCUUGAAGAUCGUCAGUCCUUUCGUAACACAAUUGAAAGUGUUCACCCAGAAAAGCCACAGCCUACUAAAGAGGAGCCAAAGGUCCCACCCAUCCGGAUUCAACUUUCACGUAUUAAACCACCCUGGGUGGUUAAAGGUCAGCCCACUUACCAGAUAUGCCCCCGGAUC